AGGGCAAUCGAGAUUCGAGAAAAGAAAAGCAAAAUAAGUGCUCCCGGGGUUAGGGGGAUAUCAUCGUCGUACCACACCGCAAGGCCUAAUAGCCAUAUUGCCAUAGUCUUCCUUCAACUAAAUCGGGGCGGAAAAGUGUAAGCUGCCCAUUUCUGGCAUAAAUAAAGAAAGCAUCGAACUACGUAGAUAUCUAUCAUUUUAAUAACAGAUAAUAGUGAAAUCAGUGCAUUAGAGUGUUUGUAUUAUAGAAGAAAAAAAAUUAUGGCAGCGCCUCCAGCACCGGUAAAAAAGGUUCCCAUUCAUCUACAGAGUGCCCAGAAUCGUUUGUACAUCAAGCGAGGUCAUGUUGUUAAUCACGAUGGCAUGCAACAGGCAGACGUCUACAUCGAGGAUGGAACAAUCAGAUAUGUCGGCUCGGGAGCGGAUUUUGUCGUCCCAGGAGGAUGUCGUACGAUAGAUGCCGCCGGUAGGCUGCUAAUUCCUGGCGGCAUCGAUCCCCACACACACUUCCAGCUGCCAUUCGGGGGAACCGUGGCUGUGGAUGACUUCUAUCAAGGAACGAAAGCCGCUGUUGCCGGCGGAACAACCACAGUCAUUGACUUUGUCAUUCCGCAAAAGGGCGAAUCCUUGCUGGAAGCGUACGAUACGUGGCGCAGCUGGGCCGAUCCAAAAGUCGUUUGUGACUACGGACUACACGUGGCCAUCACCUGGUGGUCAAAAUCGGUCAAAGAUGAGAUGAAGAUCCUGUGCGAGGAACGUGGAGUCAACUCGUUCAAGUGCUUCAUGGCCUACAAGGGUCUGUUCCAGGUGACCGACAGUGAAUUGUACGAGAUAUUUGAAACCUGCAAGGAACUGGGAGCCGUGGCACAGGUCCAUGCCGAAAAUGGCGACAUUAUCGCCAAAAAUGUGCACAAACUUUUGGCCGCCGGUGUAACUGGGCCGGAAGGUCACGAGCUGUCCCGAACCGAGGAAGUUGAGGCAGAGGCCGUUCAUCGGGCUUGCGUGAUUGCCCAUCAGGCCAAGUGCCCGCUGUACGUAGUGCAUGUAAUGAGUAAAUCUGCCGGAAUCGAGCUAGCACGCGCUCGGCGUCGUUAUCCGGGCAUUUUAGGUGAAACCUUGGCCGCCGCUUUGGGAACCGAUGGCACCAACUAUUGGCACCAGUGCUGGCACCAUGCCGCGGCCCAUGUCCUGAGCCCCCCUCUGAGGCCGGACCCCACCACACCCGAGUUUAUGAUGAAGUUGCUGGCCCAGGACGACCUUCAAACCACCGGCAGCGAUAACUGCACCUUCAACAAGAACCAAAAAGAACUCGGACGGUGUGAUUUCUCCAAAAUCCCGAACGGUGUCAACGGGGUCGAAGAUCGCAUGUCCGUGGUUUGGGAAAAGGGCGUUCAAACGGGUCUGAUCGAUCCACAGCGCUUCGUAGCCAUCACCAGUACCAAUGCGGCAAAGAUUUUCAACAUCUACCCGCGUAAGGGUCGCAUCGCGCCCGGUUCUGAUGCCGACAUCGUCAUCUGGGAUCCGAAGGCUACCCGAACUAUUUCGGUGGAAACCCAUCACCAGGCGUGCGACUUCAACAUCUUCGAAGGGAUGAAGUGCCACGGCGUUCCGGAGUUCGUCAUUGUUCAUGGACGGGUUUGCGUUGAAAACGGAACAAUCCGGGUAGCUGAAGGUCAAGGAACUUUCGUGGAAACACCCAUCAAUCCACCAUUCGUCUACGAUGCCCUCAAUGGUAUAACCGAACGUAAUGGCGACGAAAAGAGUGCCCGCAACGGUUUGCAAAGUCUGGACCUGAAUCAGAAGCACGAUGUAGACAUUCCGGAACCGUUUGCCCUGCCGGAGAAGUACGUCCCGGGACCGGCGUUAAGCAUCGUCUCCGUAGAUUCUCAGAUGAGCACCCCGCACAGUGCUCGAGGCGCCCGGCCCGGCGUUUGCAAGGAUAUGCAGCAAUCGACGUUUUCCAUAAGCGAGGAACUGGAUGGCAGCGGUAAUCGAGCCUGCAUUAAAGUCAAACAACCACCAGGUGGCGCAUCGGCCGGUUUCUGGUAAAUGACAAAAACACCUUCAACAACACAUCUACCAAAUACAAACGCAUCAUGAUAAAUGUCUAUGACAAAACACUAUAUAAGAAGAUUAAGAAGAAAAUGUAAGUGACUUGUUGUCAUCGGAUCAAAGUCAAACCACACACCACCCUACAACGUCACGUCGUGAACCAAAUACCAAUACUAAAGUGUAGUUAAAUAUACAAUUUCGUACUAAUCUACCAAAUAAUGGCAAACCGAACGGAAUUCAAAUGUGUUGUUGAGAUAACAUCACUGAAAAGGGGAAUUCUUGUUGGAAAGCUUAGAUUUUCAGCUUAAUAUAAAAUAAAUCAAAAGCGUCUUUGAAAAUUGAUCCUUAAACCGCAUUAUCUUCCCCGCAGUUGUUCUUAUAUGGUUAGCAAAACAUUUGUUUGAGCUUAGAUGUGUACCUAAUAUGUAAUAAUAAUUUAGUAACAGAAAAAAAUAUUGACGUUUAAAUGGCAUUAGUACAGGAAUUUGUACAACACAAAUCACAUGAUAAGUUAAAUUUGCAUCAUUAAAAACAUCAAUUGUAUCGUUGAACUAAGGAAAAUUAAUUCACUUAAUUCAAGGCAGGCUGAAAUGUGCAAUCAAUUGUUUAGUAAUUUAUUUUGGCUAAGAUGACUUUCCAAAGCUUAAAGUUGACAAAGCAAAAAAUCAUCACAAUUAAGCAAAACGAAAAUUCUCACAGCGCACAAAAAAAAACAAAAUAUUAGAAAGUAACAUUAACGGUCACGACACAUCAAUCCUGAUAAAUUUUGUACUCGAUUAAGUUUUUUCAACACUGUUAGCGAAAAUAUUUAGACAGCUUAAGCCUUUCCUUAAAUAUUUAUUGUCUUCGGAGAUUCGUUGCCUUGGUAAAUCAAUCUACUUCAUUUGUUCGUAUUUUCAAACAUUCAGAUUAUAUGUAUCGAAAAAUCUUCUUUGAAAAGAAAGCAUGAAUCCUUGAAAUAAUUAGCUCUAGGUAAAGUAGAAAGUAACAGUGAGUGACUCAGCUUGUAAUAAUCGUGAAAUAAAUUCACCCGGAAUGUA
Uranotaenia lowii is the source of this 3092-nucleotide messenger RNA. It is a transcript of the gene CRMP, whose product is annotated as dihydropyrimidinase. Gene Ontology annotation, biological process: pyrimidine nucleobase catabolic process. NCBI's taxonomy places the organism in Eukaryota, Metazoa, Arthropoda, Insecta, Diptera, Culicidae. The transcript has 8 exons. The record is from RefSeq and is a predicted model, not a curated record. Gene Ontology annotation, molecular function: dihydropyrimidinase activity. Gene Ontology annotation, cellular component: cytosol; cytoplasm. Bases 262 to 2049 code for a protein of 595 amino acids.